CGGGUAAGCUAGUCAGUGGCAGCCUGCUCUGUGUACUACCAACAUCUCUCUGGUACUGCCGCUGAGAACAAGAAAUGUUGAUAUCAGCUCGGAGCACUGCCAUACUUCUGGUACUGCUGGCAGCGACGGUGGUGGGGAAAACUCCGGCAAGCCAACAACAGAAGGAGGAUGAAGACCUCACUUUUGACCUCCUUCAGGAGCCCGCAAAAAUCGAUUCUGUUGAGAAUGACCUGGUUCUUGACCUCCUCCUUGACCCCCUAGCGGAUGACUCAGUGGUGGAUGACCCGUUGGUGGAUGGCCCCAUUGAGGAUGACCCCGUAGUGGCUGACCCCGUAGAGGAUGACCCCGUGGAGACAGACUCCUUUGCACCCGCGGAAAGUCAACAGGUUUCCAUAGAAGGGUGCAAGUCCCAGAAGAAACUAAAAGGUGGCAAGAAAGCUAAGGCCAGAUACAAGAGAGACAGGGGCUGUAAGAGUGACAGGGACUGCAAGAGUGACAGGGACUGCAAGAGUGACAAGGGCCAGGAGAGUGAAAAGAGACAGACAAUUGACAACAGGCUUAGGAGUGACGGUAGGAAUAAAAGCUACAAGGUUGACAGAGGCAACAAGGGUGGUAGAAGCAACAAAGUUUACAGAAGCAACAAGGUUGACAGAAGCAACAAGGCUGACAGAAGCAACAAGGUUGACAGAAGCAACAAGGCUGACAGAAGCAACAUGGUUGAUAGAAGCAACGAGGUUGACAGAAUCAACAAGGGUAACAGAAGCAACAAGGUUGACAGAAGCAACAAGGUUGAUAGAAUCAACAAGGGUAACAGAGGCAACAGGGUUGACAGAAGCAACAAGGCUGACAGAAGCAACAAGGGUAACAGAAGCAACAGGGUUGACAGAAUCAACAAGGGUAACAGAAGCAACAAGGCUGACAGAAGCAACAAGGCUGACAGAAUCAACAAGGGUAACAGAAGCAACAGGGUUGACAGAAUCAACAAGGGUAACAGAAGCAACAAGGUUGAUAGAAACAACAAGGUUGACAGAAUCAACAAGGUUGACAGAAGCAAUAAGGUUGACAGAAUCAACAAGGUUGACAGAAGCAACAAGGUUGACAGAAUCAACAAGGUUGACAGAAGCAACAAGGUUGACAGAAUCAACAAGGGUGACAGAAGCAACAAGGUUGACAGAAUCAACAAGGGUGACAGAAGCAACAAGGUUGACAGAAUCAACAAAGGUAACAGAAGCAACAAGGUUGACAGAAUCAACAAGGGUAACAGAAGCAACAAGGUUGACAGAAUCAACAAGGGUAACAGAAGCAACAAGGUUGACAGAAUCAACAAGGUUGACAGAAGCAACAAGGUUGAUAGAAGCAACAAGGUUGACAGAAGCAACAAGGUUGACAGAAUCAACAAGGAUAACAGAAGCAACAAGGUUGACAGAAGCAACAAGGUUGACAGAAGCAACAAGGUUGAUAGAAGCAACAAGGUUGACAGAAGCAACAAGGGUAACAGAAGCAACAAGAUUGACAGAAGCAACAAGGUUGACAGAAGCAACAAGGUUGAUAGAAGCAACAAGGUUGACAGAAGCAACAAGGUUGACAGAAGCAACAAGGUUGAUAGAAGCAACAAGGUUGACAGAAUCAACAAGGUUGACAGAAGCAACAAGGUUGACAGAAUCAACAAGGGUAACAGAAGCAUCAAGGUUGACAGAAGCAACAAGGUUGACAGAAGCAACAAGGCUGAUAGAAGCAACAAGGUUGACAGAAUCAACAAGGUUGACAGAAUCAACAAAGGUAACAGAAGCAACAAGGUUGACAGAAGCAACAAGGGUAACAGAAGCAACAAGGUUGACAGAAGCAACAAGGGUAACAGAAACAACAAGGUUGACAGAAGCAACAAGGGUAACAGAAGCAACAAGGUUGACAGAAGCAACAAGGUUGACAGAAGCAACAAGGUUGAUAGAAGCAACAAGGUUGACAGAAUCAACAAGGUUGACAGAAGCAACAAGGUUGAUAGAAGCAACAAGGUUGACAGAAGCAACAAGGUUGAUAGAAGCAACAAGGUUGACAGAAUCAACAAGGUUGACAGAAGCAACAAGGUUGACAGAAGCAACAAGGUUGAUAGAAGCAACAAGGUUGACAGAAUCAACAAGGUUGACAGAAGCAACAAGGUUGACAGAAGCAACAAGGUUGAUAGAAGCAACAAGGUUGACAGAAGCAACAAGGUUGACAGAAGCAACAAGGGUAACAGAAGCAACAAGGUUGACAGAAGCAACAAGGUUGACAGAAGCAACAAGGGUAACAGAAGCAACAAGGUUGACAGAAGGAACAAGGGUAACAGAAGCAACAAGGUUGACAGAAGCAACAAGGUUGACAGAAUUAACAAGGCUGACAGAAGCAACAGGGUUGAUAGAAGCAACAAGGUUGACAGAAGCAACAAGGUUGACAGAAUCAACAAGAGUAACAGAAGCAACAAGGUUGACAGAAUCAACAAGGUUGACAGAAUCAACAAGGGCAACAGAAUCAACAAGGUUGACAGAAUCAACAAGGGCAACAGAAGCAACAAGGUUGACAGAAGCAACAAGGGUAACAGAAGCAACAAGGUUGACAGAAGCAACAAGGGCAACAGAAGCAACAAGGGCAACAGAAUCAACAAGGUUGACAGAAUCAACAAGGGUAACAGAAGCAACAAGGUUGACAGAAGCAACAAGGGUAACAGAAGCAACAAGGUUGACAGAAGCAACAAAGGUAACAGAAGCAACAAGGUUGACAGAAGCAACAAGGUUGACAGAAGCAACAAGGUUGACAGAAGCAACAAGGUUGACAGAAGCAACAAGGUUGACAGAAGCAACAAGGGUAACAGAAGCAACAAGGUUGACAGAAGCAACAAGGUUGACAGAAGCAACAAGGUUGACAGAAGCAACAAGGUUGACAGAAGCAACAAGGUUGACAGAAGCAACAAGGUUGACAGAAGCAACAAGGUUGACAGAAGCAACAAGGGUAACAGAAGCAACAAGGUUGACAGAAGCAACAAUGGUAACAGAAGCAACAAGGUUGACAGAAGCAACAAGGUUGACAGAAGCAACAAAGUUAACAGGAGCCACAAAGCUGAGAGGAGCCACGAGGCUGACAAGAACCAGCAGAGUGACUGGAGAAGCCACUACAGUCCCCAGAGAGAGACUCACCUCAAGGUAAGUUGUCUUACUCACUUCUUACUGUCAACCACUUCCAAGCAACAGGUUUUACGAUUUACAUAACACACAAGAUAGUUU
Messenger RNA from Cherax quadricarinatus, 3257 nucleotides. The record is from RefSeq and is a predicted model, not a curated record. Lineage: Eukaryota; Metazoa; Arthropoda; Malacostraca; Decapoda; Parastacidae.